This is a messenger RNA of Pundamilia nyererei, 627 nucleotides long. Its product is annotated as myotubularin-related protein 1-like. The transcript has 4 exons. The record is from RefSeq and is a predicted model, not a curated record. Gene Ontology annotation, molecular function: phosphatidylinositol-3,5-bisphosphate 3-phosphatase activity; phosphatidylinositol-3-phosphate phosphatase activity. Lineage: Eukaryota; Metazoa; Chordata; Actinopteri; Cichliformes; Cichlidae. The annotation marks the transcript as partial. Gene Ontology annotation, biological process: phosphatidylinositol dephosphorylation. Gene Ontology annotation, cellular component: cytoplasm; membrane.
UGUGACUUCCUCUGGCAGCCCUUGUUUGCCUUCCUGUACAAAGAGCAGUUUCCUGUGGACGGCUGGAAGGUGUAUGACCCAGCAGCAGAAUACAGACGUCAGGGGCUUCCUAAUGAGAGCUGGACCAUCAGUAAGAUAAACAGCACCUAUGAGCUAUGUGACACGUAUCCUUCCGUCCUGGUCAUCCCCACCAACAUCACAGAUGAAGACAUCAAACGAGUGGCUGUGUUCAGAGCCAAGCACCGUAUACCGGUCUUGUCCUGGAUCCACCCGGAGUCUCAGGCCACCAUCGUACGCUGUAGCCAGCCGCUAGUUGGGCCGUCAGACCGUCGCUGUAAAGAAGACGAACGCUUUCUCCAAAUCAUCAUGGACGCCAACGCUCAGUCCCACAAGCUCACCAUCUUUGAUGCCCGACAGAGCAGCGUGGCCAUCACCAACAAGGGAAAGGAUGGAGGGUAUGAAAGUGAGAGUUUCUACCCCAACGUAGAGCUAAACUUCCUGGAAAUCCCAAACAUUCAUGUGAUGAGGGAGUCUCUCAGGAAGAUGAAGGAUGUCGUUUAUCCUACCAUAGACGAAGCUCACUGGCACUCCUUUAUCGACCAGACGCACUGGCUGGAGUACAUACGG